This is a messenger RNA of Erythranthe guttata (spotted monkey flower), 1460 nucleotides long. RefSeq names its product RNI-like superfamily protein. The record is from RefSeq and is a predicted model, not a curated record. Gene Ontology annotation, molecular function: protein binding. NCBI's taxonomy places the organism in Eukaryota, Viridiplantae, Streptophyta, Magnoliopsida, Lamiales, Phrymaceae.
UUGUCAGAAAAUUCAGAUAAUCUAAUACAAACUCGCAUUCUUUAUUAUUACUCAGUUCCUUCGUUAUAUCCAGCAAAAAUCAGGGUUCUUUUAGUCAUUUCUCAUCCUCGAAUCUCAUUCUCUCUCUCUCUCUCUCUCUCUCUCCUAAUCUCACUUGCGCUUUUCUCCCUAAAUUUCAUCGAUUUUUUCAGACAGAAAAAGAUCCUCUCGCACAGACCCUGAUAAAUCGACACUAGUAGUGCCAACUCUACAAACUCCGCACAGAACAAAAUAAAUAAAUAAAUAAAUAAGGCUUUGAGUAAGCAAUGGACGAAGCAUACACCGAUUCGAGAAAAUGGGAGGACAUGGAUAUAGACAUUCUGGUCAAGGUUUUCCAGAAUCUGGAUAUAUUCGAGUUGACUUCCGGUGUGGGCCACGUUUGUCGUACGUGGAGGAUGGCAGCUUUCGACCCUUGGCUGUGGAAGAAGCUCGAUAUGUCGCUGCUAAAAUCGAACUUCAUCAAAAUCCCGUUAGAGCCCUAUGUCUAUGUGGACGGUCGGUCGGAUAAAACGUUUACCCGUGUUUUGAAGAUUGCUUUGAAUCUCAGCCGUGGAAACGUGUCGACCUUGAUUUUUCAUUACAAUAUGUACGUCAGUGACGACCAGUUGUUGUACACUGCUGAAAGGUGCCCACAUCUGAAGCGCCUCGUAAUGCCAGCCUGGAACAGAAUAAAGAAGACAGGCAUAUGCAGAGCUGUACAGAUGUGGCCGAAUCUCGAAUCGCUCACAAUGCCCAGCAUAUCGAACCCUCCAUAUCUCAUGGAAGAAAUCUCGAAAAAUUGCCAGAAAUUCACCGAACUGAAAAUCAUGGGACCGUGCGAUAUUCUCUUCGCGUCAACCUUAGCUGCUUUUCUACCGAACCUUAAAGUACUAAGCGUCCGAUGCUCCGUCCUUUUCAAGGAAGCGCUUGUCAUAAUCCUGGAGGGAAUAAAAGGGCUGGAAGUGCUGAACAUAUCUCACUGCAUGCUCGUCGAAGUGGGCCCACAGCCCGGGCCCAGGAGAGUCCUCACGAGGCUCGACAAAUCGAUUCUCGAAAAAACGAGCCGUUUGAAGAAAUUCGUGACGUGCAUGAGCGAUUCUUGCGUUGUUUGUCAGAGAACUAGGAAUGACGAGGGGCUGAUUAGGUGGUACAAGUACGAGGAAGAUUUUUGGAGGGUCGAUGAAGUGAGUUCUCUUGCGGUUUGAGUGGAUAUCUUUUUUUUUUUUUUCGAGUGUUGUAUGAAACUUGUGUGAUCGAUCUUUGCUCGAGACGGCGAAAAACUUAAUAAGGCCUGUGUAGACAGAUUUGUAAGUAGGGGUCAUGUUUUACUUGACUGUAUGAUUUGUGUUUUUUUUUUUUUAAUUGAAAGGUUGUUUGUUUUUCUGGUGAACAAAUUUGUUAGCCGAUUUGUUCUAUGUUACAUCCGGUGAAUUCCGUCCGGA